Molecule: messenger RNA, 570 nt
Organism: Emericellopsis cladophorae
Lineage: Eukaryota; Fungi; Ascomycota; Sordariomycetes; Hypocreales; Bionectriaceae
Exons: 1
Coding region: 1-570 (189 amino acids)
Molecular function (GO): phosphoprotein phosphatase activity
Source: RefSeq, a predicted model, not a curated record
AUGGACCUAAACGGCACUCUACUAUAUCGCCCACAGAAGACAAGGCCCUCGCACUUUGUCGCGCGUCCCCAUGCUGCCAACUUCCUCAAGUACUGUCUGGCUACAUUCCACGUCGCCAUCUGGUCCUCGGCACGCCCUGAGAACGUGGGCAAGAUGGUGGCCAAGUUGCUCACCCCGGAACAGGUCAAGCAAUGUCUCGUCAUCUGGGCGCGCGACCGCUUCGGCCUGUCUCACGAAGACUACAACUCCAAAGUGCAGGUCUACAAAAGACUCAACACUGUAUGGCAAGACGAGCGGGUCGCAACGGCGCACCCUGACGCGGCCAACGGCGGUAAAUGGGAUCAGUCGAACACGGUGCUCGUAGAUGAUUCUUUAGAAAAGGGCAGGAGUGAGCCCUUCAACAUCCUUGCUCUGCCGGAAUUUUCAGGUCUGGCCAACGAGAAGGCUGAAGUGCUGCCGCAGGUCCACGAUUACCUGAACGAGCUGUGCUGGCAGGCAGACAUUAGUAGCUACAUGCGCGCCACGCGUUUCGCGGUGGACGCCAAGUACAAACUACCAUCACAAACAUGA